CCCUGGGCCCUGCUGCAAUUGCCAUUAAUAGCCAGCUGAGCCGCCCGGCUAAAAAUAACCACCGGCCCUCUUCAUAAGUCGCCGCCGGCCGGCCCCCCCGGCAGCCCCGCACACCAUGGCCGAACGCCGCGUCCCCUUCACCUUCCUGCGCAGCCCCAGCUGGGACCCCUUCCGCGACUGGUACCAUGGCAGCCGCCUCUUCGACCAGUCCUUCGGGAUGCCCCAUAUCCCCGAGGAUUGGUACAAGUGGCCGAGCGGCACCGCCUGGCCGGGAUAUUUCCGUCUGCUGCCCCGGGAGAGCGCGCUGGUGCCGGCCCCCGGCUCGCCCUACGGGCAGGCGCUGAGCCGCCAGCUCAGCAGCGGCAUCUCCGAGAUCCGCCAGACCGCCGACAGCUGGAAGGUCACCUUGGACGUCAACCACUUCGCGCCCGAGGAGCUGGUGGUCAAGACCAAGGAUAAUAUCGUGGAGAUAACCGGCAAACACGAGGAGAAGCAGGAUGAACACGGCUUCAUCUCCAGGUGCUUCACCCGAAAAUACACUCUCCCCCCCGGCGUUGAAGCCACAGCCGUGCGGUCCUCGCUGUCCCCCGAUGGCAUGCUCACGGUGGAGGCCCCCCUGCCCAAGCCGGCCAUCCAGUCUGCUGAAAUCACCAUCCCCGUCACCGUCGAGAGCCAAGCCAAGGAGCCAGCCAAGAAGUAGGCGGCAGCGAGGAGGAAAAGGAGGAGGAGGAGAAGCUGCUGCCCCCCCCCGCGCCCACACAAGCUGCAUCCUCACACCCGCCCCCACUCGCAGCCCCCUUUUUAUUGUUUAUUUUGUACUCGCCCGGUCACCGAGUGCCUUGAAUAAAUGUGAAGGAACCGAUAGAAUCAGCUGGAAUAAAAAGUGGUGAAAGAAA
Messenger RNA from Gymnogyps californianus (California condor), 896 nucleotides. RefSeq names its product heat shock protein family B (small) member 1 (gene HSPB1). The coding region runs from base 116 to 700 and encodes 194 amino acids. Gene Ontology annotation, biological process: response to heat; protein refolding. Gene Ontology annotation, molecular function: protein folding chaperone. The record is from RefSeq and is a predicted model, not a curated record. NCBI's taxonomy places the organism in Eukaryota, Metazoa, Chordata, Aves, Accipitriformes, Cathartidae. The transcript has 3 exons.